Messenger RNA from Poecilia reticulata (guppy), 4290 nucleotides. It is a transcript of the gene arnt, whose product is annotated as aryl hydrocarbon receptor nuclear translocator. Gene Ontology annotation, molecular function: DNA-binding transcription factor activity; protein dimerization activity. NCBI's taxonomy places the organism in Eukaryota, Metazoa, Chordata, Actinopteri, Cyprinodontiformes, Poeciliidae. Gene Ontology annotation, biological process: regulation of DNA-templated transcription. Gene Ontology annotation, cellular component: cytoplasm; transcription regulator complex; nucleus. The record is from RefSeq and is a predicted model, not a curated record.
AGUUUGAGACUUUUUCCUCGGAAACGCCAUCUUACAUAGAAAGGGGGGUUUAAACGGGUUGAAAACAGGAAAACGGGGGUAGUGACAGGGAUUAAUUAUCACUUUGGAAUCGUGUGUGAAAUUUUCCCGUAGCUUUGAAGUAGCAUCAGUCAUGGCUCUGGGUCUUUUUAAGGAAAAGUGAGAGAAAUCCGCACUGGUCGGCCCGAAGUUAGCUUAGCCAGUGGGGGAGAGAGGGCGGAGAGUUAGAGGAUUUUUUUUUCCGCUGUGAAAGAAGUUAUUUGUUUAUGUUGUUCAACGCGGAUAUGUCCUCUUCAAAUCCAGACCUGGAAGACCAUAGUCUGGGUAUGGGAGCAAGUGGGACCCAGAACGGCGGCGCUGGUGGACCGAAGGGGACCAACAAAAGACGGGCAGCGCCGGACUUUGAUGACGAUGAUGGAAGCAAGAUGUUAAGAUUUGAUGAUGAAACAGGAGGCUCCAACAAUGAAAAAGAGCGCUUUGCCAGGUUUCUGGAAGAAGAUCAGAGUUUUGCAGAUAAGGAAAAACUAGCCAGGGAGAACCACAGUGAGAUUGAGAGGCGGAGGCGGAACAAGAUGUCUGCCUACAUCGGAGAGCUGUCGGACAUGGUUCCCUCGUGCAGCGCGUUGGCACGGAAACCAGACAAGCUGACCAUCCUGCGAAUGGCGGUCUCUCACAUGAAGUCUCUCAGAGGAAAUGCCAAUACUAAUGCCGACGGGUCAUACAAACCUUCUUUUCUCAGCGAUCAGGAACUAAAGCACCUCAUUUUGGAAGCAGCGGACGGCUUCCUGUUUGUGGUGUCAUGCGAGACGGGCCGGGUUGUUUACGUCUCGGACUCGGUCACACCUGUACUUAACCAGUCGCAGUCUGAAUGGCUGGGAUCUUCUCUUUAUGAUCAGCUCCACCCAGACGACACAGAGAAGCUCAGGGAGCAGCUCUCCACUUCGGAGAACAACAACACAGGGAGGAUGUUGGACCUGAAGACAGGAACUGUGAAAAAGGAGAGUCAGCAGUCAUCAGCAAGAAUGACAAUGGGGGCGCGCCGAUCAUUCAUCUGCCGAAUGAGGUGUGGAACAUGCCCAGUGGAACCAAUGUCUAUGAACAGGCUCGGCUUUCUCAAGAGUAGGAACAGGAACGGAUUAGGAACACCCAAGGAAGGGGAACCCCAGUACGUUGUGGUCCACUGUACAGGAUACAUUAAGUCCUGGCCCCCUGCGGGUGUAUCAUUAACAGAUGAUGAAGCAGACAGCAAUCAGGGGAGUCGCUACUGUCUAGUUGCCAUUGGAAGAUUACAGGUCACCUGUUGCCCUGGUGACACAGACCUGAACAGCAUCAGUGUUCCUGUGGAGUUCAUCUCCCGCCACAACUGCCAGGGCAUGUUCACCUUCGUAGACCAUCGCUGCUUGGCCUCGACCGGCUACCAGCCCCAGGAAUUACUGGGGAAGAAUAUUCUAGAUUUUUCUCACCCUGAAGACCAGGGCUUGCUGAGAGACAGCUUUGACCAGGUGGUUAAGUUGAAAGGCCAGGUUCUGUCGGUCAUGUUUCGGUUCCGGGCCAAAACCAGAAAAUGGAUGCUGAUGAGAACGAGCUCCUUCACCUUCCAGAACCCCUUUUCAGAGGAGAUCGAGUACAUCAUCUGUACCAAUGUCAACGUCAACAGAAACUCAACCCAGGACCCUCUCACUCCCAUCUCCUCCCCCGGGGCUCCAAUGCCCCUGGGUCAGAGCAGCCCAAAUGGCCAUCCUGCUGUGCUCAGCCCAGGCCCGAUGGCCGCCAGACAGCUACAGCAGCAUCAGCAGCAGGCCGACCUGGAGGGAGGGGCAACAAGAGACGGGAUGUAUGAGGCGGGACCAAUCAAUAUCCAGCAACAGAUGCCGGUGCAGCCGGUGGCAGCGGUGGGGCCGGACCACGGCAAAACCAUAGAGAAGCAGGAGAUCUACCCGCCCAUCUUCCCAGGGCCAGAUCAGACCAAGGGCAUGCCGACCAACUCGACGCCUUCCACUCAGAUUUACACAAACAACUUUUCUGCUGGCUGCUCCAAUGACUCAUACAGACCAGUCGCUAUGCCGCCACAGAUGACACAGCCGGCGCACACGGCACCGCAGAUGCUGCCUCACAUGUCUCGCCAAAACGGCGCCCCGCAGCCUGUUACCCCAUCAAGCACUAACAACCCCCUCCACGGACCGCCAGGAGGAUGGCCCGGCCCCGGACCUGCUGCAGCCAGGCCGCAGUUCAGUAACCAGCAGGUUGCUCCGCAGGCAGCAAAGACGAUGUCCCAGCAGUUUCCUCCAAUCGGAGGAUUCGGCGGCGGCUCCUCUAACACCUUUAGCCAGAUGCCGACUGGUGCCGCUCCCACCCCCACCAACGGCACAAACUACCCUCAGAUGAACCCUCGCACCAGCCUCAACACCAACGGCUACGACACUUCCCAGUCUGGAGGCCAGUUUCCACAUCGAGCGACGGAGGCGGUGUGGCCUCAGUGGCCGGGCCAGCAGCAGCAGCAGCAGCAUCCUCAGAACAACAGAGAGCAGCAUCCUCACGCUCAGGGAAACCAGCAGGACAUGUUUCCUGAUGUGUUGUCUAUGCUAGACCAGCCUGCCUCCUUCAACAGCGACGACUUUGAGAUCGCCAUCUACCCGCCGUACAACGAGUGACCAGCGCUGCGCCUCUCUUCUUCCUCUGCCGGGUGAAUCUUUCCUUCACAUCUUCUGCUCCUGAACUCUUCUUCCUCCUCUUCCUCCUCCUGCUCAUAGUGGCAGUCUUUCCUCACUUUCUGUGGCCUCGCUGUAAGUCAGGUAAAGAUGAAGGGAUAUUUUACUGCUCCUAAAUUAAGUAGAAAGUGAAAGAAUAACGUUAUAACAAAACAGAGAGAUAUUAUUUUCACAAUAUUCCAGUCAUUGUAAGAGAUUGCUGCAGCUAGCACCACCCAAAGCUCCAUACCGGUGUUGUAGAUGUGUGAUAUCAGUAUGUAUGAAUAGAAAGAUAUGAUAAAACGCACAAUGGCACCACCACACGUGGAUGGACUGCACAAAAAAAAAGAAAAAACACACACACACACACACUGCCAUUCUUUGAGAACACACACACAGAUAAAAUGGCCUUUUUUUUGCAACAUGCCAGUGGGUUUUCUCAGGAUUACUAGAAUAUUUUCCUAUUUUACUCCUUAGCAGGUAUACUAAGUAUUUCAGAGAAUGAUUUAAAACCUUGGAAAAUAGCAGGGAUAUAUAUAUAUAUAUAUAUGUUCAUUAGAUUUUUUUUUAUUCAUUAUGAAUCCACAGCAUGUAUUUGCAUGAUUUACAGCUUUAAAUAUUCUGAAGAUUUAUAUUUAAUUUAACGUAUACGUGGCUGACUUCACCUAUAAAAGUUUCUUUACCCAUCAAGUUACUUUGACAACACAUGUGGACGGCAGCAUAUCUUUUAUACAGUCUUUCUGCUGGCAACAUGCUUGUUUCCCAUCUUUCCUCACCGAUACACGACUACAGCCCCCAUGUGUGCGAGUUUGUAAGAUUUAUGCAUAAUUAACGAAAGGUUGUUGGGUAUCUGCCUUGCGUCAUUUACCCUACAUUUGUGGGCUUUUUGUACUCCUUUUGUAUAUGUAAAAAAAAAAAAAAAAUCAGCAGCAAUAAUUGACAGACAGGAUCUAUGUAUUUUUAAAGCCAUUCUUACCUUUUUCAUGUUUUAAGAUGCAGAGAUGUGAUUGUAAUCUUCUGAUUUUAAUUAUGCUUCUUGAGUAUUUUAUUGAGCUCUUCGUCGCUUCUCUCGCGUUGAUGUUUUACGGUUAGAUCAGGGUAUUCAAGCAAGUGGACCUACAUGUGAAAAUGUACAAACAGGUUAUUUUUUUCUGCCUCAGUGUUUUUUCUCUUUUUUUCACGAUGUUUGGGUGAGGACUCAACUUUUGCCAACAGGAUGUGUUCUGUACAGCUUUCGCAGUGGAGCAACGUGAGAUAAAGAUCUUUAAUUUUUUGAAAUGUUGACUUUGAGGUUAAGUGUUUUAUUUUUACAUGUCUGUGUAACAUUCACACACUUGUAAUAGCAGACUAUGUAAGUGCAGUGUAGAUAAUUGAGUGUUUUCUGAUCUUCCAAAGGAUGGCAUGUUGGUGAUUUGUGUUUGUUCUUUGAUGUUUUUUUUUGUGUUCAAAGCAACUGAUUACUCUGUAUCCAGGUUUAUUUUUCACUCUUAGAAACACAAAUAUAUAAAUAUACUGUAUAUGUUUAUGAAAUUUUAAGAGAAAUAUUUGUUUUUUUGUAUUAAAUUGUUAUAUUGUCAAAACCGAA